AUGGCAAACUCCUUUUCUUUCAUCUUGUUUGCCAUCUUGGUUUUGAAUUGGGCCUUGUUAGCCAAUUGUAAUUUGACUUUUUCACAACAAACAUUCAACACUCUCCUCAACUCAACCCAAACUUCAACUCUAUCACUGACAAUGUACAUGGGAGGUGGAACAACCAUCAAAAACAGUAACAACAGCACAUGUGGAAUGUCUGUGGAUAAUCCAUGUACAAACUUUAAUCAAUUAUUAUUAACUUUUAAUUGGACACUCUUUAGUCAAUUUGAGAAUUUCACAAAAGCAACAUCGGCAGGUGAAAGAAACGUUCACUUGAAGAUACUGAUACUUCCAGAUGGCAGUAUUUUCUGUCCUAUCAAUCCAGUUAAUUUAUCUCCUUCAAUGAAUUAUCAUUUAGAAUUUACGAAACUAAAAUUGAGAAAACUGAAAAGUAAGGAGAAGGCAGAGAAACAAAUUGAAGAAAAACUUUUAGACAAGCGACUUAUUUUCAAUAUGAAUGACGAGGAGGAUGAAUAUUAUGAGGGCUCCACACCAAAUAUUGAAAGAAGCAAAUCAUCUUAUGGGAAAGUAUCUGAAAAGGAGUUAGUUUCUUCAUUGAUUGACAGUGAAAAGAAGAAAUCAAAACAUUCUUUCAGUUUUUCAUCCUCUUACAUUAUUCCAAUUGAAGACAUAUCAAUUAUUAAAAAGAUUGGAGAAGGAGGCGCAGCUAAUGUAUAUUAUGGUACAUGGACCAAUAUUAAAGUGGCUAUCAAGUCACUCAAGAUUGACAGUUUUGAUGAUGAUUUUGAGAAUGAAGCAGCCAUCCUCAGUUUAAUUAGACAUCCAAACAUUCUGACAUUCUAUGGAGUAUGUUUGACUGAUAAGAGUCGAUAUAUUGUGACUGAAUAUAUGGAAAAUGGCUCUCUAGACAGGUAUAUAUUUUUGAAUAAGAACAGAGCAUUGAAUAUUGACCUAUUCAAAUCAAAUAUUGGAAUUUUGUGUGGAAUUGUGGAUGGUAUGCAAUAUUUACACUCUCUUAAACCUUCAAUUAUUCACAGAGAUUUGAAAUCGAGUAAUAUAUUGUUGGACGAAAGAAAUACUCCAAAAGUUUCUGAUUUUGGUCUUGUUAAAGUAUUGGGAAACAAUACAAUCAGUCAAAUUACAAAAGGAAUUGGUACAGUGUAUUAUUUAGCUCCAGAAACAUUCAUUGCUGAACAUCAAAUUGAAAAUAAGGAAGAGGCAACCAAGUUGGACAUUUACAGUUUUGCAAUAAUCAUGUGGGAAUUAUUCUUUCGAAUGAGUCCUUAUCAUCAUGUGAAAAAUCCAUUCAAAGUGCCUCAAAUGGUUGUCAAUGGAGAAAGACCUCAAAUUCCCUUCAAUAUUGAAAAUGAUACGGAAAUCAAAGAAUGGCUUUCAAUUCAAGCAUUGGAAAUUUCAUCGUCUGACAAUUCUUUCAUUAAUGGUAUUAAGAAAUACUUCUCACUCAUUCUCCAAUGUUGGAAUCAAAAUCCAUUACAAAGACCUACAUUCCUGACAAUUAGAAGAGAAUUGGAUGAGAUUUACAAUCUAAUCGGUUGA
Molecule: messenger RNA, 1560 nt
Organism: Naegleria gruberi
Lineage: Eukaryota; Heterolobosea; Eutetramitea; Acrasida; Naegleriidae
Exons: 2
Coding region: 1-1560 (519 amino acids)
Biological process (GO): protein phosphorylation
Molecular function (GO): ATP binding; protein kinase activity
Source: RefSeq, a predicted model, not a curated record